This is a messenger RNA of Daucus carota subsp. sativus, 1445 nucleotides long. RefSeq names its product plant intracellular Ras-group-related LRR protein 6. The coding region runs from base 124 to 1221 and encodes 365 amino acids. NCBI's taxonomy places the organism in Eukaryota, Viridiplantae, Streptophyta, Magnoliopsida, Apiales, Apiaceae. Gene Ontology annotation, biological process: signal transduction. The transcript is spliced from 3 exons. The record is from RefSeq and is a predicted model, not a curated record. Gene Ontology annotation, molecular function: protein binding.
UCCCUCCCUCGUAUCUAUAUAUGUAUAUGCCAUCCAUCACUUGAUAACUACACAAACAUCAACUCUCCCCCCCCUCUCUCUCUAGAAAGUUAGCUAGGCAGGUUGAAGAAAUAGAUAGUAAAGAUGAUGAACGUGCAGCAACAGCAGCAGGAUGGAAUAACAAGCAGUACUAGGAAGGAUUAUGGGAUGAGGAGGACAAGGUCGCUGCCCACGAGCUCAAGGGAGGAGAAGCCACAGUCAGUAGAUUUUGUCUUGGAUUUGAGUGGAAUGUCUCUGGACUCGCUUCCUAAUCCCUCUAUUAAUUUAGCACUCAUCUCCAAGUUAGACCUCUCCAAUAACAACCUUCAGAGCAUACCAGAGUCAUUAACAGCAAGACUCCUGAAUGUUACGGUCCUGGACGUGCACUCCAAUCAGCUGACAACACUUCCAAACUCAAUCGGAUGUUUGUCCAAACUCAAGAUUUUAAAUGUCUCCGGCAACCAUCUCCGCUCCCUCCCCACUACCAUUGAAAAUUGCAGAUCACUGGAGGAGCUAAAUGCAAAUUUCAACAUGCUAACAAAAGUGACAGACACAAUAGGGUUUGAGCUCAUCAACUUAAAGAAACUCUCUCUCAACUCAAACAAGCUUGCUUUCCUCCCAUCCUCCACCUCUCACUUAACCAACCUCCGCAUCCUAGAUGCCCGUCUCAACUGCCUCCGAUCCCUCCCCGACGACCUCGAAAACCUGAUCAAUCUCCAAGUCCUUAACGUGAGCCAAAACUUCCAGUACCUCACAACCCUACCAUACUCCAUAGGCCUUCUCAUCUCCCUUGUUGAACUUGACAUCAGUUACAACACGAUCUCUACCUUACCGGACUCGAUAGGGUGCUUAAAGAAGCUCCAGAAGCUCAGCGUCGAAGGCAAUCCUUUGGCUUCCCCGCCAAUGGAUGUAGUGGAGCAAGGGUUGCAGAGAGUCAAGGAGUAUUUGAGUGAUCAGAUGAAUGGUGCACAUAUGAAGUCUCUGAGGAAGAAAACAUGGAUGGGUAGAUUAAAGAAAUACGGAACUUUUGGGGGAUCUAGCAGAGGACUUGAUAGAGUGAAUCAAGGUGAUCAAGGACUGGAGAGACAAGGUUUUAUUAUGAAUCCUAAUCCUACUGGUUAUAGCAGCAUUCAAGCCAUUGCUUCACCUAGGUACUUGAGUAUGUUUUCACCGCGUCGGCUUUUCUCUCCCAAGAGGUGUUAGAAUCAAAUUACUAGUUCCAUCAAUUGUAUAUAAUGCAUGAUUGUAUCUGUAUGACUUAUGAGUGUAUGCUUUUAAAUUUUUUGGGUUUCUGCAAAUGCUUACUCGAAUGGAGCAUAAAAUGACUUGUAUAGUUGUAUGUAUAUCAAAUUCAUUUUGAUAUAUUUGAAAUUUCAGUACAAGCCUGCGCAGUGUUCAGCCAGCCAGACGAAUGCUUUUUGAUGUUU